Molecule: messenger RNA, 192 nt
Organism: Strongylus vulgaris
Lineage: Eukaryota; Metazoa; Nematoda; Chromadorea; Rhabditida; Strongylidae
Source: the annotation of a GenBank genome assembly
AUGCAGUUUCCAACUAGCGGCAGCCGACGUGUUGUGAAGACGUCAUUUUUAAGCGCUUUUCCAGGUGCGCUUCACCGUCCGGCGAAAUGGUCAAAGGGGACUCAAAAAGUCCUAAUCGCUGCCAAACUUGGCAAAGCCGAACUACAACUAGCCGGAGACCAUCCGCCAGCUGACAAGUUCCCGCUUGGUGUG